AUGAGCUGUAACGGGUGCAGGGUUCUUCGCAAGGGCUGCAGCGAGGGCUGCGUUCUGAGAACCUCCCUCCAGUGGAUUGACAGCGCCGAAGCUCAGGCCCACGCUACCCUCUUCGUCGCCAAGUUCUUCGGCCGGGCCGGUCUCAUCUCGUUCGUCUCCUCUGUCCCCGAGUCCCUCCGCCCCGGUAAGCUCCUCCCUUCUCCGCCAUGUCUCCAGCGAGCUCCACUGAACUGAAACUAAAAGAGGGAUCUCCUCCUCCUCCUCAUCCUCAUUCUCCGGCAGCUCUUUUCCGGUCGCUCCUUUUCGAGGCCUGCGGGAGGACGGUGAACCCCGUGGAUGGGGCGGUGGGGCUGCUGUGGACGGGGAACUGGUACCUCUGUGAGGCGGCGGUGGAGGCGGUGCUCAGAGGCGGGAGACCUUCUCCGCAACCGGUGGACGAAGAAAAAAGAUCAGAGAAAGUCGACGUCUUGAGAGGCCUCUACCUCACUCCUCUGCAGAACGCCGGCGCCGGCGACGGGAAGAUGAGAGAAGUCGAGCCAUCGGAAGAGUCGGACACGACGAACGCCGACAGCGUGGGGAGGGUGACGGGUACGGCGGAGGAAAAGGAGAAGCUGUUGAUGCUCUUCACCUGA
Messenger RNA from Spirodela intermedia, 632 nucleotides. The record is from the annotation of a GenBank genome assembly. Lineage: Eukaryota; Viridiplantae; Streptophyta; Magnoliopsida; Alismatales; Araceae.